Bradysia coprophila is the source of this 1290-nucleotide messenger RNA. RefSeq names its product putative odorant receptor 71a. Gene Ontology annotation, cellular component: plasma membrane. Lineage: Eukaryota; Metazoa; Arthropoda; Insecta; Diptera; Sciaridae. Gene Ontology annotation, molecular function: odorant binding; olfactory receptor activity. The record is from RefSeq and is a predicted model, not a curated record. Gene Ontology annotation, biological process: sensory perception of smell; detection of chemical stimulus involved in sensory perception of smell.
CCACGUCAACCCCUCAGUAGUUCUUGUACUUUCAACCGUGAACGAGAGCAACCUGAGGAUAAAUAUGUUUCACGUGCAAAUUGAUAAAGUUAUACAACAAACGGUUUCCCUCUUGUAUUACAUUGGAAUCUGGCAUCGGGGAGAUGAACCUACCGCUAAAGAGCUGAGAACGAAGUUUUUCUAUUGCAUUUAUUACUUAAUGUUCUUAGUAUCGUUGGUAGUUGGAUCAGUUGUUAGUGAAAAAGAAGACGAAGCCAUAUUUUUGGUCGAAGCGUCGAUUGCAAUCGCAGUUUUGACUGUUAAGCUUUGGUAUUUGAUUUGGAAACAGAAACCAAUUCUUGAUUUGUUGAAUCAGAUUGGUGUUUUUUCAAUUCGAUAUGAAGCAGAUGUAGGAGUUUUCAACGUCAAAUUGAGACAAUUUAGAAAAUUUGUGCUUUUAGUUUGUGUUAUGGCAACAGUUGCUUGUUUUGAGGUGUUAUUUGUUCCGUUUGUUGCAAAAAAGAAAAAUUUAAUUUUUGAAAUCGGUUUUCCUUUGGACUACAAAAACAGUGAAAUUGCUUUCUGGAUUGCAAACAGUUUCAUUUUAACUGAAUGUGUUCUAUCAAUGAUAACGACAUUCUUUUUCAUACUAAUUUGGUAUUUACUGUUAUCAUGUUCUCUGAGAUAUAAUUUGCUGGGAAGUGAAUUGAAAAAAUUGGGACAAAUCAUCAGCGAAGAAACUAAUGAUGCAAUAUCGGAGAAACGAAAACAAAUCAUUUUCAUGCAGGAUUUAAAAGCCUCAAUCGUUGCCCACUUGCACUUAAAGAAAUUGACCGAUGAUCUUGAUUCAUUUUCUUCGAACAUGUUUUUCCUUCAAUUUGGAACCAGUGGACUAUGUAUUUAUAGAUCGGUUUACUGCCUGGCAUUUGACGUCGGCGAUAAUUUAUCGAAACGUUUUAUGCAUCUUCUAAGUCUGUCCUACUUCAUUUACGAUUUAUUCAUGAUUACGUACUUUGGGAAUGAGAUUAUGCUGUCGAGUAAUCGUGUCUCAUACAGCUUGUUCGAAUCGGAUUGGAUCGAGCAGCCCCAGUCGACCAAGAAGAACAUUAUCAUUUUUGGAGAAUAUUUGAAGCAACCACAUGUGCUGGUGAUUGGCAAAUUGUAUCCAUUAACUUUGGAGACAUUUACACGGAUUUUGAAUUCAGCCUACAGCAUGUUCAACAUUUUGAAAAGUUUUCAGUAAUGAAGAGAAUAAAGUGGCGAGAAUCAACAGAUAAGCAGAAAUAAACGUAUAUUGUAUUGUGUAUAUAG